Messenger RNA from Hermetia illucens (black soldier fly), 489 nucleotides. RefSeq lists its product as uncharacterized. The transcript has 2 exons. The coding region runs from base 53 to 361 and encodes 102 amino acids. NCBI's taxonomy places the organism in Eukaryota, Metazoa, Arthropoda, Insecta, Diptera, Stratiomyidae. The record is from RefSeq and is a predicted model, not a curated record.
UACUUUAUAAAUUGGUUGCAAUCUUUAGUUCACGUUUUAGUUUCAAUCGACAAUGAAGUCCGCUCCAGUAUUAAGUUUUAUAAUUGCAUUUAUUGCAGUGCAAGGCCCAGUUAAUUGCUUGGACCGAUGUAGUAUAGAGAAAAUUGAAUGCCCAGAUACGGAGGAAUAUAAAUGUGGUCCGGUUGGCGCGUGUGAAUUUGAAUGUAAAAAUCCGAUAGUUUGCCAAGCUUCGUUGAACCUAAAAACCUGCUCCUGUAGUUGCUUUUGCAAAGAAGGUUACAUAAGAAAUGCAAGUGGAAGAUGCUCACAGUGUUCGCAGAUAAUCCAGAGGAGUACUGCAGAAAUUUUUGAUCAUUAUUAGUAUUUGAUGGUAGUUCAUUUUAAAUUUUUAUGAAGGCUGAGUUAUUCGUACAUAUAAAAAUGUAAAAUAUUAAAAAUGUUAAUUUAUUUUCAUAAAUCAUUAAAAAAAUAAAAUAGAUACAUAUUUAA